AGUCGCAUGCACUGUGUGUACGGUGUGCGUCAUUACGGGUAAGCCAACUUUACCAGUCAGGGAGUACAGUAGGUCUACAGUGGCUGUCAACUAAUUAACGUGAUGGAUGACGACUGCGGGAGAUCUAACUGCGCGAGAAAUACAUUUGAGAUAGCCAACCAUCCUCAGGAGAAUAGCCCUAAUUUCUCCAAAGAGAUGUCGCAGGUUUAACUCGUUUAGAUCCGCGUCAGUAAUCCAACUGCGGCGCAGAUCUUCCCUCCUCACCACACUAGACAGGUGAACGAAAGCAGCACAAUGUUAUCCAAGCAAUGAAUCCUGCGAAUUUCACUAGAACUGGAAGGAAAACAGAAGAAUAUAUAUUUGCGGUUGGUACUUACAAACUCCUUGCCUUUGCUAUCGGAACAAUUGGAGUCUUCGGAUUUUGCAACAAUAUUAUUGUCAUCAUGCUGUACUACAGAUUCAAGAGACUCCGGACGCCCACAAAUUUGUUAAUAGUAAACAUAAGUAUAAGUGACUUGUUGGUGUCUGUCCUUGGAAUUAACUUUACGUUUGUUUCGUGCAUCAAAGGCGGAUGGGACUGGAACGCGGCAACAUGCGUCUGGGACGGAUUCAGCAACAGCUUAUUUGGCAUCGUGUCCAUCAUGAGUCUCUCAGCUCUGGCCUACGAGCGCUACAUCCGGGUGGUCUAUGCUCAGGUGGUGGACUUCCCCUGGGCCUGGAGGUGCAUCACCCACAUCUGGCUCUACUCCCUGGCCUGGACAGGGGCCCCUCUCCUGGGUUGGAAUCGUUACACCCUGGAAAUCCACCAGUUAGGCUGCUCCCUGGACUGGACAUCCAAGGACCCUAUCGAUGCCUCCUUCAUUCUCCUCUUCCUCCUGGCCUGCUUCUUUGUCCCUGUGGGCAUUAUGAUUUACUGCUACAUGAACAUUCUCUACACGGUGCGAAUGCUCCGCUCCAUCCAGGACCUUCAGACAGUGCAGAUCAUUAAGAUCCUGCGCUAUGAGAAGAAGGUGGCUGUCAUGUUCUUGCUGAUGAUCUCCUGUUUCCUGGUGUGCUGGACACCCUACGCCGUGGUGUCCAUGAUGGAGGCUUUUGGCAGGAAGAGCAUGGUCACCCCCGCCAUCGCUAUCAUCCCCUCCUUCUUCGCCAAAUCCAGCACGGCCUAUAACCCUCUCAUCUACAUGUUCAUGAGCAGAAAGUUCCGGCGCUGCUUGCUGCAGCUGCUGUGCUCCCAGCUCUCGUGGAUUCAGAGCAGCAUCAAGGACCGUCCCCUGGCCCGGAGCAUCGAGCGGCCUAUUCGCCCAAUCGUCAUGUCCCACCGAAGAGGCGGGGAACGACCAAAGAAGAGGGUGACCUUCAGCUCCUCCUCCAUUGUCUUCAUCAUUGCCAGCAAUGACGUGAACCACCUGGACAACAUGUCCAAGAGCGGCAGUAUGUCGUCAGAGGGCAUCCAGGUGCGGCCGCUGUGACAGAGCAUUAUGGGUACUGUAGUACAUCAUGCUACACCCAUGUCACUAUGGGAACUGACUAGUCACUUCAUAUCACAUGUUCCUCUGUAAACCUCAGAAUUUCCUCUCAUGAAACACAGAACCCAGAAGUUCCAAAUCACCCUUCUGACACAAGACUAUUGUUUUUCUUUUUAGCCUUUUCAAGAUCCAUCACUAUAAACUGUAGAGACUUAUUCCCAACCCUCUUUCACUGUGCAUCAGAAGGAACCAUCCCUUCCCUGUAACCGAAUGAUGUAGCUGUGAGUUUGUAACCUAUUUCUCUUGUCUUGAACAGCCUUUGACAUAGUCUCAUGCUGAGCUGAGUGUUUUUAAACAGUACCUCCUGUGUCAUAACGGAGGCCAGCAGUGUUAAUGGAGAAAGUUAUGUUGAUUAUUACUAUUUCCCUGGUUGGCAGCACUAUUGUGCUUAAUGAACUUACAGGGAAAAGCCUUACAAUAUUGCAGCAGCAUAUUCUGCACAACACUCUCUCUACCUUUGUCACGUCCAGAUACAUUAAAUAUAUCCUAUAUUCUGGGGUGAAAGUGGAUUUCAUUUCUUCCCGGUGCGAGGACCUCCUGUAUGUGUGCACGCACUUCAUUCUUUUUUUUUAUGGGCCUAUUUAUAGAAUUGCAUAUAUAAUCCCUAUUAAUUUAAUAGGAUCUCUAUGGGCCUAUUCAUAGAAUUGCAUAUAUAAUCCCUAUUAAUUUAAUAGGAUCUCUAUGGGCCUAAUAGUUCCGAUUUUGUUGUUUAACUUUUCAAAUGUAUUAGCCUACCUUUUAAUGUGGCAUAAACACAACCAGUCAUGAUGUUUUCAUCUGAUUGUCAAACAAUCACUUCAAAAGGUUAAUGUAGGCUUCCUGUGCAUGUUACCCAGGGACACGGCAGAACCAUUUCUUUUGACGUGCGGUAAAAAAUAGUUUAUAACUUCCGACAUUUGUUAGGCUAUUUGUUAAGGGAAUUUGUCUGUAAUUAGAUAUAUGCAGGUUGUCUUCUGUCAUUACUUGACGCUCGUCUAGAAUACUAAAUAAAGCCUUGCUCACCAGAAUAAUGUCCUAAACUGAUCAAUGCAUCAUCAACAAUAUAGUUGAUGUCUGUAAAGUUUCUCUAUCAUUUUUGCUUCUCUCAUAGAGCAAGGGACCAGAGUGAUAUUCCAUGCAACAUUUCCAAAUGAC
This is a messenger RNA of Oncorhynchus tshawytscha (Chinook salmon), 2660 nucleotides long. Its product is annotated as opsin-3. Gene Ontology annotation, cellular component: photoreceptor outer segment; membrane. The transcript is spliced from 4 exons. Lineage: Eukaryota; Metazoa; Chordata; Actinopteri; Salmoniformes; Salmonidae. The coding region runs from base 309 to 1469 and encodes 386 amino acids. The record is from RefSeq and is a predicted model, not a curated record. Gene Ontology annotation, biological process: visual perception; G protein-coupled receptor signaling pathway. Gene Ontology annotation, molecular function: G protein-coupled receptor activity.